This is a messenger RNA of Fusarium mangiferae, 2355 nucleotides long. RefSeq lists its product as uncharacterized. Lineage: Eukaryota; Fungi; Ascomycota; Sordariomycetes; Hypocreales; Nectriaceae. The record is from RefSeq and is a predicted model, not a curated record. Gene Ontology annotation, molecular function: protein binding. Bases 1 to 2355 code for a protein of 784 amino acids. The transcript has 5 exons.
AUGGCAUGCUUACUCGAUACCAGCAGUAGCCCAAGCCAGGAGAAAGGCUGUAAACCGUUGAUGUGUGCAGAAGAGGCCGGCGACAUCGACACGCUUACAACGCUUCUUACUGACGGUUGCGACAUCGACAUCGACAUCGACGCACGCAAAUACGACGGCUGCAGGUCGUUGGCACUAGCUGCCAAAAAGGGACAUAGCACUGUGGUAGAGCGACUGCUUGAACACGACGCCAACCCCAACUUGAGCGACCUCGACUACGUCACACCCACUAAGCUGUCAGAUGACAAGCCGCGGCCUUCAUACCUCCACGAGCAUGGAAUGGACACGCCCCUCUCCAUUGCGAUCAAGGAGGUCCAUCAAGAAACAGCCGAGCUACUUUCACGCGCAGAUUGCAUCAACCCAUGCCUAACAGCUUAUCUAUCCAUGCAACGUUACAGGGAAAAAGUCAGCAUAUUCAGCCUCGCUAUUCGUGGUAAAUUCGAAAACGUGGCGUUAUCUGUGCUGGAUAAAUGCGAUACUGCUCACGACUCACAAGAUGCUGACAACAAUGGUACCAGGGACACUGUUGAGCCUGCAUCGAAGCUCCUGGUUUUCGCUGUGGCAGCUGGAUGCUCUAGUAUUGUUCAAGAGCUUUUGACCAAACACGACACUGAUGUUAACGCGGUUCAUGUAUACUACGUAGGAGAAGCACUAGGCUGGGUUGUAGACAGCUCACUAAUGGCGGCGUCCAGGCACGCCGAUCUGGGCACUGUCCGUUUGUUGCUAGAUAUGGACGAGACCAGAUCGGGCGUCAGUUCGAAGCAUAGCGGUACGGCUAACACCGCUUCUGCCCAGGGACGAUUCGCUGAUGUUGUCAAGACUCUUAUUGCUGAUGACAGGUUCGAAGUUGACUGUGAAAGUGGUGCUGGGCGCAAUGCACUUUCAUUUCCGGCCGAGAGCGGCUCCGAGGCUGUGGUGGACGAACUGCUAGCAACCGGAGCCGUCGAUCCGAACGGCCGAGAAUCCAGGGCUAGAACGCCGCUUAUAUGGGCCGCAAAUUCGGGGAGAGGAUACGGUCCUGGUGGUCGGCAGUCACAUGAGAGCGUGACCCGCAGGUUGCUGGCCAAUAGACAAACUGCUGUUAAUGCUAGGGACUCACAGGGCCGCACGACGCUAUGGUACGCGGCUAAUAGUUGCGCUGUAGGGCUCGUCAUGGCUCUUCUAGAGCAUCCUCAGAUUGACUCGGCGGCUGGGCCUGGGCACAACUCGCCUUUGGCAGCAGCUUUGUUUGGCCAUGCGGAUGUGGUUCAGGCACUGCUAAGUAAAGGGCGGGUCGACGUUAACAGCGUCGUAAUUCAGGUGAAUAAAAGAACAACGCUCAUAGACGUGGCCCAGUACGCUCGAGUUCUACUAUCCUUCCCCGGUAUCGAUGCGAACUCCCAGGACGAUUAUGGUUUGACAGCAUUGAUGCUGGCUACUUUUCAAGGCACAAUGGGAAUGGUCAAGCUUGUUUUGACAUCUGGAGGAUCGCAGGAGAAACACUGCUCUGAGCUACGCAAGAAAUUCGAGAUAAUGAGCGCGAUUCUCGACCACUCAGGGAUCAAGCUUAGUCUCCCUAACAAAGAGGGCCGGACGGCACUUUCUCUCGUUGCAGGGAUGGUAAAAUCGAAAGUGCCAAUGCGCUACUCGCACGGGACGACGUUGACCCAAAUGCGCGGGAUACCCAUGGACGAGGCUCGCUUUUGUGGAUUUUCGGGAAGAAUGGUAUUUAGGAUACUGCUAAGAAUUCCAGACGUUGAUCAUAAUGUCGAGGAGCAUGAUGGCUUUACAGCUUUGCUUCUAGCCAUUACGUCUCACCAAGGUCGUGAGUAUGUCGAGAUUCUCCUCUCACGGUCAGAUCUUGACGUGAAUCGACCACAAGUUGGGGGCCUUGGCAGCCCAUUGGACACUGCCAAACAAAUAGGGAAUAUGGAAACUAUAGCGCUUUCGCAUACGAGAGGCGCCAGUGAGUCGGUCAAAUCUACGAGACCUCAUUCUCUUGAGGCGAACCUUGUCGUUGAGGAAGGCAUCUGGCCUGACGCACACUCUAUAUUUGAGGAGGUUCGACUACAGCGGCGAGAACGACAGCGUACAUGCCCGUCAUCAUCUCAAGAAAGUGAGAUUUCUAGCGAUGAGUCCGACUUUUACUACCAACCUAGCAUCACAGGAAGUCUACUUGAUACACUACAGAAAACUCUCCUCAAGGAGUGCCACUUAUAUCUGGAGGAGCAGCAGGAAUAUAUCGACGAGUGGGUAGAUAGCACAACCGGCAUGUGCUCGUCAUGUUUCGCUAUCGACCUCGGUUCUGCCUGCCUCUCUGGCGGAUUUUGUGAAUGA